UUAUGUAAAAAAAAAAAAAAUAACAAUGACUGUGCCGAUUUAUUUUUCAAGAAAAUAUGAUAAUCAUGGACUGUACCCUAAUUGUCGGAAUAUAUUAUUUUUUAUAAUUAUCACUGUGAUAUUUUGCAUCGUGUUAUCAGUUACAUACUUUGUUUUUUGUUAUCGGACUACUUCAAAUACUAUUGUUUACAAACCAUUAAACUUGGAAGAUAUUUCAAACAUUCCGGACGUGAUAUUAGAAGAUAAUUUACCUGGAGUUGUUGAAACAAACACUUCAUGCACUCAUUUUAAAUGUUUCAAUGUUUAUCGGUGUGGAGUUCAAGGAAAUAAAUUGUUAGUUUAUGUUUAUCCAUUAAAAAAUUACAUUGAUGCAUCAGGAAAGCCUGUAUCUGGCCAAUUAUCUAAAGAAUUUUUACAAAUUUUGCAAGCUAUAGUUAAUAGUAAACAAUAUACGCCAAAUCCACAUAAAGCAUGUAUUUUUGUUCCAUCAAUUGAUACUUUAAAUCAAAAUAAAUUGAAUACUAAAGAAGUGUCUCGAGCUUUAGCAAGUUUAGAAUUUUGGAAUGGAGGAGAAAACCACAUAAUUUUUAACAUGAUUCCUGGAAGUUUCCCAGACUACAACACUACUUUAGAUGUUAAACUUGGUAAAGCAAUUAUUGCCGGAGCUGGAUUUUCAACUUUAACUUUUAGAAGUGGUUUUGAUAUUAGUCUACCGGUCUUUUCAUCAAUAUCCAAGCUAAAAGUGUCUCACAAAAAAACUCAUUUUUUGAUUUCUGCACAGAUUAAUAUUAAUGCAGCUUUUGAACAAGAUUUGACAGAAAUUUCAAUGACAUCACCAAAUGAUAUUUUAAUUCUACGACCUUGUCUACACCACAAUCCUAUGAGUAACGCCAUUCGAUGUUUUGAUGGAAAAAUUUACAAAUAUCCAGAAGUACUAAGAUCUUCAAUUUUUUGUUUGGUAAUUCGAGGGGCCAGAUUAGGUCAAAGUAUACUUUUGGAGUCACUAGCAGCUGGUUGUAUCCCAGUUAUUGUCUCCGACUCAUCUAUCAUGCCAUUUCAUGAUAUAAUUGACUGGAAGAGUGCAGCAGUAUUUAUAAGAGAAGUAGAUAUACUUACUACGAUUAAAACUUUAAAAAAUAUAUCAACAACAAGAGUGAAUGAAUUAAGAAAUCAUGGCCGGUGGCUUUGGAAACAAUAUUUCAAAUCUAUGGAAGCUAUAACUCAAACAACAUUGGAGAUAUUAACUGAUCGAAUUUUCCCUCAUUUAGCAAGAAAUUACAAUGAUUGGAAUAUUGCUCCGGGCUCCAAAAACUUUCCACCGCUUUUUCUACCGGUGACUGCACCCAAAACCCAUGGAUUUACAGCUGUUGUCUUGACUUACGAUCGAGUAGAGCUUUUAUUCUCUCUUGUUAAUAAAUUAACCCAAGUUCCAAGCUUAUCUAAAAUUCUUGUUAUCUGGAACAACGUUAAAAAAGAUCCUCCAGCUUCUUUAAGAUGGCCAAAGAUUAAUAAACCAAUUCAAGUAAUUCGAACUAAAGAAAAUAAAUUAUCCAACAGAUUUUAUCCUUAUGAUGAAAUCGAAACUGAAGGUGUUCUUUCAAUCGAUGACGAUAUUAUAAUGUUGACUGCUGAUGAAUUAGAAUUUGCUUACGAAGUUUGGCGAGAAUUUCCUGAUAGGAUUGUUGGAUUUCCAUCAAGGACACACACUUGGGAUAAUGAAACGAAUUGUUGGAAAUAUGAAAGUGAAUGGACUAAUCGUAUAUCAAUGGUAUUAACUGGAGCAGCAUUUCAUCAUAAAUUCUGGAAUUAUCUUUAUACAACAGCUAUGCCUGGGGACAUAAAGAUGUGGGUUGAUCAACAUAUGAAUUGUGAAGAUAUAGCCAUGAACUUUUUAGUUGCUAAUGUCACUGGAAAAGCACCAAUAAAAGUUACUCCAAAAAAGAAGUUCCGAUGUCCGGAGUGUACUAAUACAGAAAUGCUUUCUGCAGAUUUAGCCCACAUGGCUGAGAGGACUCAAUGCAUCAAUCGCUUUACAAAUAUUUACAAAACAAUGCCAUUAAAAUCAGUCGAGUUUCGAGCAGAUCCUGUGUUAUUUAAAGAUGUAUUUCCAGAAAAACUGAAACGAUUCAAUGCUAUAAGAAGUUUAUAAAGAGAUUUAUAAUAUAAAAAUGAUUUAAAAUUAUUGUUUAUAUCUUUUAUAUAGUUUCAUGUAAAUAUUUUUCAUUAAAAUAUUGUAAAUAAAAUUCAAAAAUUAUUUCA
This is a messenger RNA of Chelonus insularis, 2259 nucleotides long. It is a transcript of the gene sotv, whose product is annotated as exostosin glycosyltransferase sotv. NCBI's taxonomy places the organism in Eukaryota, Metazoa, Arthropoda, Insecta, Hymenoptera, Braconidae. The record is from RefSeq and is a predicted model, not a curated record. Bases 26 to 2149 code for a protein of 707 amino acids. The transcript has a single exon. Gene Ontology annotation, molecular function: glycosyltransferase activity. Gene Ontology annotation, cellular component: membrane.